AUGAGAAUUCUCCAAACCUCACGCUUGCUUUCUCACCCCUCACUCCGCAAUCCUCUUCCCAUAGGUCUAAUCAGAGUCACCCUCUUGCCCCGUAGGAUCCGCCUCCUACCUUGCUGUUUCAGACUGGCGCUGCCCUCGCCUUCGCCUUAUUUCUCCACUUCUGGCCAACCUAGUAGCUCCAUCUUGGCCCAAAUUCAUACGUGGCCAGAGGCGAAUCUGAUCACUACAUCUUCUGCCCCUGUUGGCCUUUAUCAGAUAUCCCCUGUAAAUUCCAGUUCCCGUAGCUACACCAUUUCGUCUGAAGGAGCAAAGGCAGCUCCACAAACUCUAUCCAUCGUCGAUUUCCCCAAUUGGACCAGCACUGAAGUGGUUGACUGGCUUUCUCAACACAAGCUUUCCUCAUUCUUGCCUCGUCUAGCUGGUCUUGAUGGCCGUCUCCUCGUUGAGUUAGUUUAUCUUCGCCUUCAUGCCCCGGAAGGCCUGAUGACCAUUUUGUCUUCCGACCUCGGCAUGGGCCUCAUUGAUCGCUUGCGUUUGCUCGCUGCUCUUGCCGAUCUCGCGAAAUAA
This is a messenger RNA of Protopolystoma xenopodis, 567 nucleotides long. Lineage: Eukaryota; Metazoa; Platyhelminthes; Monogenea; Polystomatidea; Polystomatidae. The record is from the annotation of a GenBank genome assembly.